Molecule: messenger RNA, 2613 nt
Organism: Grus americana (Whooping crane)
Lineage: Eukaryota; Metazoa; Chordata; Aves; Gruiformes; Gruidae
Exons: 13
Coding region: 1-2172 (723 amino acids)
Molecular function (GO): protein binding
Source: RefSeq, a predicted model, not a curated record
AUGACCCUGCAAGGGCUGGCUCUGGUCUUUGUCCUGGUCCUUGCCCCUCAGCUGCCUGCACAGGGACAGAAUGACGCUGGUCCCAAGAACCAGAGGGGAGCCAAGGAAGCAGGAAGAUGUAAAGCUCCCUCUGACUGGGACCCCAAGCUGCAGUUUACCCCACACCAGAGCAGCUAUGCCUUGAACGAUUUGGUGCAGCUCAGCUGUGCUGGGGAGUAUGUGCCAUCGGUCCCCCAGAUCAGAUGCAUUUCCAACGGGACCCAGACCUUGUGGAACAGGACUGCCACCUGCAAGGGAAAGUGCCCCAAGCCCCAGUGGGAUGAAAGAGUCCAGUUUGUACCAAGCAAAAAUAGCUAUGAAGAGAAUGAAGAACUGACACUGACAUGCCCUGGAGAUCUCAAGCCAUCCUCCUCCAAGGUCAAAUGUGCAAGGGAAUUAUUACGAGUGAGUUCUGGAGAACCAGUCUAUGGAGAUGCCUGGUGGGGCAGGAACAGCACAAGUGCCUGGAUGCUCAUUGAGAGGGCUGUAGAGUGUAUUGAAACGUGCAAAAGGCCGCAGUGGGACUCAAGACUCCAGCUGGCACCAGACAAGGAGAAGUACAAGAAGAACGAAGAAGUGAUGCUGAGCUGCCCUGCGGGUUUCCAGCCAUCCUUCACCCACAUCAAAUGUUUGGGGGAAGACCAGCCCAUUACCAGCUGGAAUCCUGUCUACACAGACCGAUGGGUAGGAAGGGACAGUGGAGGUGACUGGACCCGCAUUCAGUCCAGCGUGGAGUGCAUCGAAACGUGCAAAAGGCCGCAGUGGGACUCAAGACUCCAGCUGGCACCAGACAAGGAGAAGUACAAGAUGAACGAAGAAGUGAUGCUGAGUUGCCCUGCGGGUUUCCAGCCAUCCUUCACCCACAUCAAAUGUGUGAGGGAAGUCCAGUCCAUCAGUCAUGGGAAACCUGUAUACAGAGAAGUUUGGUUCGGAGGGGACAGUGGAGGUGACUGGACCCGCAUUCAGUCCAGCGUGGAGUGCAUCGGGAAAUGCCAGAAGCCCCAGUGGGACGCCAGGUUUAUCUUUGACCCAGAUCGAGGGCUCUACACCCCAAAUGAGGUGGUGAAGAUGAGAUGCGCUGAAGGGUACUGGUCGUCUGCUGUGGAGAUCACCUGCGUGAAGCUGUACCCACGUCAAGGCUCCUCCAUUUCUCACAGUGGCUGGAUUGUGAGGAAAGACACGGGCCACUGGCACCGUAUAGAGGGGAACAUGACCUGUGUGGAGGACUUCCAGGUUGUCCCCGGGACCUUGGAGAUUUCCAGCACCAGCAUCAAACUGAACUGGACCUGCAGGCUCCCUGACGUCUGCCAGCGCAUGCGGGCCACGUGCCGCCUGGCAGUGCCUUCCUCCCCUCCCUGUGAGGCUGAGGAGGUGAAGGGAGAGGAGAUGCUACAUGGCGGGGAGGGAACAUUUACUUGUCCCCCUCUGCAGCCCUUCACUGUCUACAGUUUCACCAUCUCCCUGCCCCCCAACAAGGUCCUGUACACACAGCUCAUCACGACAAAGGAAUCAGUGCCGGACAAACCGGAGAAGCUGUGGCUGGAUCCCAGCACGGGGUCCAUCAAGUGGCAGCCACUGCCCUCCUGCAAAGGGAAGAUCAUUGGAUACCAGCUGAACAUCACGGCCAGGAGAGCGCACAAUGGCAGCUUCCUUGAAUUCAAGCAGGUGAUGGUGAACCAGUCUGUCACUCAGUACACACCACCUCAUCAGACACCUGGAAGCAAAUACACCGUGACAGUGCAGGGCCUCACAGCGACUGGUGCCGGGGCUGCAUCAGUGCUGGAAUUUGAAAGCUAUGUCUCAGUUUCAGGGCAGCCUCUGGGUCCGUGGCCUGGGACGGCGGUCGUGGUGGUGGUGGUGCUGUCAGUGCUGGUCCUCCUGUCAGCAGGGAUCCUGUGGUUUGCGUUGUCCAGGAAAAGGAAGGCCUUGCCCAGCAAAGCCGAGGAGGACCAUUACACAGAGCUCCAGCCCUAUGAGAACUUGGAUAAUUACUGUGUGGUCAAGAAGACUCUUCUGGCAGAAGAAGAUGCAGGUAAAGGUGGCCAGGCUGGAGAGCUGUUGCUCCAGCCCCUGUCUGUUCUGGAGGCCUCAGGAGACAGUCAGAGCAGUGCGGGAGAGGAGAAGAUGGAGUGAACGUCCCCGGCUAAGUGCUGAUGGCACUUCCCAUAGCCCUUUCUCAAGGCUUGCGUCUCCACUGCUGGAAGCAGGACCUUAUCUAGCUUGUGCUGGGUUACUGCUUCCCGUCAAAUUUGCUCACUCAUCAAGCUCCAGCAUCCUCUGUCACAGAGCAGAGGCAGCCCAAGGCCUGGGAUGACCUGUUUGUGCCAGCGAGGACGUGUUCUGGUGGUCCUCCAGUACUCUGGCAAAGCUGCCUCACCCGCAUCCUGGUGCCUGCAACUGUCAUCUCAGACCAAAGCAGCUUGCUGGGUUCCAAGCCCUCUUUCCCUGCUCCGUAUUCCCAUAUCCAUCUAGACCCUGGACUCUGCUUGAGGUUGGAUCAACCACGCUGUCCUCGCAGCUGUGCUGCUGUGUCCCAACAACCAAUAAAUUCUUCUGGUUUGCAGGGGGUGCCUG